AUGGCCCGCGACCAGCUCACCCGCAUCAAGAACACCCUCGCGUCCAGCGACUCUUCCUCCGUCGACUACGCGGACAACGUCCCGCUCCUCGGCGACAAGCGGCACCGCGACCGCGCCGAGUCGCGCCCCGCACACAUCUAUCCUCCCCAGCAGCCCGCACCCGACUCCGCGAAGCCGGCGAAGAGCCGCGAGAUGAAGCACGCGCGCCGCAAAAGCCUCUUCAGUGGCAAGCGGGACGCGGACGCCGUCGCGGCGAGCGCGAAGAAGGAGCGCCCGAUUCCCCCGGGCAGCCUCCAAUGUCUUGGGCUCUCUGCGAGCGCCGGGAUGUCGGGCAUGGGCAAGUCGCGCCGGUUCGUGGAGGGCGAGGUGCAGUUCGACCAGAUCUGCGCGCCGUUCUCGUUCUGCUGA
This is a messenger RNA of Epithele typhae, 408 nucleotides long. RefSeq lists its product as uncharacterized. The transcript has a single exon. Lineage: Eukaryota; Fungi; Basidiomycota; Agaricomycetes; Polyporales; Epitheliaceae. The record is from RefSeq and is a predicted model, not a curated record. Bases 1 to 408 code for a protein of 135 amino acids.